CGAGUGCGGCCGCAUUGUUUGGAGUGAAGGUAUGAUGAUAUAUAUGCUUUCAUGACAGUCAAUGGAGAUAUAUUCUCAUAAUUCUGGUCGUUGGGAAAAGCAAUUCUCACCGAGAGCCGGACUCAAUGGAUGUCCCCGAAUUGACCCAGUCACGAUGGGAGUGUUUGCUCUCGAUUCACCCUGAGAAGAAGCAAGCACUAGAACUCCUAGUAGUGAAGGUCUAAUAGGACGAAGGAUGGCUGCGUCAUCAUGUACCGUCGCCCACCCCUAAACCGGAACCCUUAACUAGGAUCCCGAUUCGACGAAUGAGACGGAUCGACACAAGCCACUGAUCUUAAGCUUCCCCGGACAUCGUGUUCCCUCCCUUCAUCUUAGUAGCUUUCCCCCCUCGGAUGCGUAGCAAAUUGUCACGGUAUGCAUGCGUAUCCUGUCACUGUCACAGCAUCUCGGAGAUGUUCCAGCCGAGGACGAUCAGCUUCCUUAGUACCCUACAUCUCUCCACAGAUGCACGAUUCAUACGCGCGCAAUCUUCGAGAAUAAUAAGGGAGACAGGGAAUGGAGAAAUGGCGAGACUAUGUCGUAUAUUGGGGUCUCUAUCUGAUUGCCCUGAUUCUAAUGGCGCUGCGAAUUGUCUCAAGGAUUUCAGUUCGCGAGCGCCUGAGAGCCGAUGAUUACUUUGCCUUUUCGUCGUUUGCUCUCCUCUCGGUUGAAACGGCCAUCCAUACAGCCGUCACCGUAUAUCGACGCGCUUUCCGUAGCGCAAAGCAGCGCAGAUUUUGGACAUGCUUUGUCGAACAGCCCAGCCUUGCGGGACGAUGUGACAUUGGUGAUCCAAUAUGCUUUUGUGUGUAACCUCAAUUCCGUAGAUGUCAUGCACAUGUUAAUGCAGUUGUUCGAAC
Molecule: messenger RNA, 899 nt
Organism: Aspergillus alliaceus
Lineage: Eukaryota; Fungi; Ascomycota; Eurotiomycetes; Eurotiales; Aspergillaceae
Exons: 2
Coding region: 556-852 (98 amino acids)
Source: RefSeq, a predicted model, not a curated record